AUGUCAUACACUCAGAACUCUAGUUCUACUACAAACUUCUACGUUUCCACGUUCCAGGAUGAGAACGACCAAAGCAACGUUUUUCACCACGAGGCAAGGCUACCACCAAAUCAAGAGAACGAACAUCUCCAUGAGCCUAAGGAAUCCUUGUACAGUAAUGUCUCUCUCUUCCUAGACCAUUUACUCUAUCCACCACGAACUUUGCCAGAGCCACAACCCUUUUCAGCACAACGAUUGUUGUCGAGAUUACCAGCAGUGGCAUCAACGCUUCCCAAUGUAUUCUCCUCUGGCCCAGCGACCUUCGGAGGCUCUUCUACACAUACACCGUCCGAGGCGAGCUUAUACGCUCCAAGUCUGAGUCAGCCGCCAUUGCAGCACAAAGAAGCGCACUAUCUUUCACAGGACGCUCACAGUCUUGCCUUAAGUCAGAAGGAGAACGGAACCCGAGACACUGUCAGCCCAUGCUUAGAGGCAUCACUCUAUUUCGCCAUUAUCAAUAUGCAUGAAGACGAAGUCUGUCAGGUCCAAAACCUACCGGCACGAUUCAAUGGUUUCCCAAUUAUACUGGAGGAAAUGACAGACUUCGCAACGAUGAGGAUUUUUCAAGAAAAGCAUUUCGGCAACACCUACCGUUCAUUGGGACUCUCGAUAGAGGAUAUCCACGGCUAUGGCAUAGGUUACUACGACCCAGUGUUAGGAUCCUCAUCGCAAGUCUUUACGAGCACUGAACGCGCUUGGAGGAAAUGCCUGAAUGACAUCAACAGCCUCUACCACACUUUUAGAAGUUGUUUACAGCCUACGAGCUGUCUCUUCUGCAAACAUCAGCCACGAGUGUACACCUUUUUCGAAGCUGAACGUAUCAGGGACGUCCUCUUGAACAAUGUUCGCCCAAGCGCCGAGCUACAGUAUCACGAUGCUUAUGACCCAGAGCACGCGCAGGGACUGGGCACCCACCAUUGGUCUCACUAUAUGCGGUACAAUAAUAUUUGCCAGGAAAUAGACGUGACCAAUGGUGCUACUCAACCUGAGUUGCAGAACUUUGGUCUGCCGGGGACUACACAGCUAUACGCGCCGCUGGCAAUCACACCUCCAAGCAAUUACAACCAAGUCCUAACGUAUGUCGAACCUUCCCAGAACAACCUCAUCGCGCUGCCGUUCCAGCCAUCACUCGGCGCGAACGGGAUCGCACCGCCCCUCCAAGACCUGCCGCAAGGAGUAGAUGAGGUACGCGGGCCUUUGGGCAGACGCCUUGUCAAUCCAGACACCUACAACAAGCCGCCUACCCAGAAAGAUUACUCGAAGGCUGCAGAGCAACCCAAGGGUUCCACGAAGCGCGAUGAAGAUAUGUGCUUAACUUGUAUCUAUCACGGCCGCGGCUGCAAGGGUACGGAAUUGGUCAUGGUCAAGGGCAAAUAUCGUUGCCCAUGCUGUGCCACCAAACGCGCCGACAACACGGGCAUGCGAAGGUGUUACUGGCGGAACGAAGCGGCGGGCAUCAGAACUUAUGAGGAUGCCAAGGCCGCGGAUCCUCACAAGUUCGUCAACGAAGAGAAUACUAGGGGAGGCAAACUGGCUCGCGCGCAGAAGCGGCUGAAGCAGAAGGCCGAAAGGGCAAUCAAAUCUGCUACCAAUGACGCUUUGAUGACGGACCAGUAA
This is a messenger RNA of Lithohypha guttulata, 1656 nucleotides long. RefSeq lists its product as uncharacterized. The record is from RefSeq and is a predicted model, not a curated record. Lineage: Eukaryota; Fungi; Ascomycota; Eurotiomycetes; Chaetothyriales; Trichomeriaceae. The transcript has a single exon. Bases 1 to 1656 code for a protein of 551 amino acids.